UUCCGCUUGUGCAGUUCUUGAAACAUCAGUGAGCCACUAUUACCGAAAACAGUCCUUCUCAGAACUACUCUCACCCGAACGAUCACACUACACCAUCAAAAUCAGUCAAACAGGAACAGUUUACAGUAGCCAACAUUUGCCUUUCUGAGAACAAACUCUCUGUUGCCGACUUUGAGAAAAAUGCUGAACACCACUGAUGAACAUAUAAACUCCUCAUUUGAAGUCAGGUAUCUGGCGUCACUUGUGGGGAUGUCUGCAGCAUUUGCAUUUUUGAACACUUUUUUCUCCAUCACCGCAAUACUUGGCAAUAUUCUCAUCCUAAUUGCUCUUAACAAAGUGACUUCGAUUCGUCCUCCAACGAAACUUUUGUUUCGAUGUCUGGCGGUCACCGAUCUUUGUGUUGGACUGAUAACGCAACCGCUGUUUAUAGUGACGCUUCUUGCCAGCAGCAACGUUCAUGAAUAUGUUGUAGGCAUACAGCAGGCUUCUUCUGUAGUUCUUUGUGGAGUCUCCCUCUUGACAUCAACUGCAAUAAGUGUGGACAGACUUCUUGCGUUGUCGUUGGGUCUGAGAUACAGAAUUGUUGUUACAUUAAGGCGGGUGCGAGCGCUUAUUAUCUCCUUUUGGGUUCUACUUGUUGCUUUAGCUGGGUGUAUCUACAUUUUAGACAUUUUCUUUAUUGUAUAUGGUGUUGUGAUGCUUAUUUCUCUUCUUAUCUCGGCCAUUUCUUACGCUAAUAUCUAUUUCCGUCUCCGUCACCAACUGCUUUAUGUACAAGGCCAUGUUCACCAACGACAACAACUUCCUCCGAAUGGCGUUGUAUCGUCUGCACUAAAUGUAGAGCGAUACAAGAAAACAGUUUCUGUCAUAUUAUGGAUACAGCUUGGAUUAUUUGCUUGCUACUCUCCUGUUUGUGUUUAUUUAGUUUCGUGGCAUUUUGAAAAGUUUUGGGACACUAAUGUGAUUGACUAUCUCAUUUGUUUACUUUUCAUUAACUCAUCUCUGAACCCCAUUCUUUACUGCUGGAAAAUCAGGGAGGUGAAAGAGGCAGUAAAGGACACAAUUAGACAGUUAAACUGUUGCUGUGAAAAAAAUUGA
Molecule: messenger RNA, 1098 nt
Organism: Pocillopora damicornis (cauliflower coral)
Lineage: Eukaryota; Metazoa; Cnidaria; Anthozoa; Scleractinia; Pocilloporidae
Product: melanocyte-stimulating hormone receptor-like
Source: RefSeq, a predicted model, not a curated record